Messenger RNA from Diplodia corticola, 1539 nucleotides. Its product is annotated as mfs multidrug transporter. Gene Ontology annotation, molecular function: transmembrane transporter activity. Lineage: Eukaryota; Fungi; Ascomycota; Dothideomycetes; Botryosphaeriales; Botryosphaeriaceae. The record is from RefSeq and is a predicted model, not a curated record. Gene Ontology annotation, biological process: transmembrane transport. Bases 1 to 1539 code for a protein of 512 amino acids. The transcript has 2 exons.
AUGGCACACAUCCAGCAACACGAACUGGAUGUUGCCGAAACCACGAACCAUGACGGCCACAGACAGAUCCUGGACUGGAGCGGACCCGAUGACCCGGAGAACCCGUACAACUGGCCAAAGUCGAAGAAGACGGUCGUCACCGCCGUGGCCCUGUUCGCCACCUUCACCACCAUGCUCAACGGCACCAUCAUGACGGUCGCCCACGACGCCAUCAACCACCGCUUCGGCGUGAGCGACGCCGCCUUCCCCCACUCCUACUGGCCCGUCACCUCCUGGGCCGUCGGCGGCGCCCUCUGCUCCUUCGCCGUCCUGCCCCUGAUGGAAGACUUCGGCCUCCGCCGCGUCUUCCUCGCCACCUACGCCGCGCUCAUCGCGUCGCUCAUCCCGCAGGCCUUGGCGCCCACCUUCGCCACCCUCGUCGCCACGCGCUUCCUCAGCGGCGGCGCAGUCGCCGUCCUCGCCAACUCGACGAGCAGCGUCAUCGGCAACGUCUGGGACGGCGACGCCGCCCGCUCCGUGCCCAUGAGCCUCUGGAUCACCUUCUACCUCGCGGGCAGCAGCGCCGGCCCUGUCGUCGGCGCCGCCAUCCUCGCCCGCCUGCCGUCCUGGCGCUGGCUCUUCUGGUGCCAGCUCGUCUGGUUCGCCGUCUCCUUCCCGCUGUACUUGCUGUUCCUGCCCGAGAGCCGCGGCGCCGUCCUGCUGGCCCGGCGCCGCGCGCGCGAGCUGCGCCGCGAGGGGGGCAGUACCGUCUACACCCGGCCGGAGCUCGAGCAGAAGAACGACAACACGCCCCUGGCCGAGCUCGUCGCCGUGAGCCUCAAGCGGCCGCUGCACAUGCUCUUCACCGAGCCCGUCGUCAUGGUCGUCGCCGCCGCCGCCGCCCUCAUCAUCGGCAACACCUACCUCUUCACGCAGUCGGUCGAGCAGGUCUUCGCCGGGCUCUACGGCUGGGGCCCCGUGCGCGCGGGCUACGUCCAGGCCGCCGUCGUCGCCGGCGAGCUGCUCGUGGGCUGGCCGCUGACGCUCGUGUCCGCGCGGUUGUAUCUGGCGUCGGCGGCGCGCAACGCCGAAGUGCGUGGCGUCCCGAUCCCCGAGGCCCGGCUGUAUGUGAGCGUGCCGGCAGGGUUCGUGCUGAUGGCCGGCGGCAUGUUCGUGUAUGGCUGGACGGCGUACGCGGCGCUGCCGUGGGUCGCGCCCGCGGUGGGGCUGGCCAUGAUCGGCGCGGGGAACAAUGUCGUCAUUACGGCUUUUGCGGACUAUGCGGUGGAUGCGUACGCGAGGUUUGCGGGCAGCGCCAUGGCGGCCGUGGCGUUGGGGGAGAAUUUGUGCGCUGGGUUCUUGCCGCUGGCGGCGCAGAGUCUGUAUACUCGGUUGGGGUUCCAUUGGGCGAGCACGCUGCUUGGCUGUCUUUCGUUGGUGUUGUCGUGCGCGCCGGUCGUGUUGAUUGUUUGGGGGAGGGAGGUCAGGAGUCGCAGCCCUUUUAUGAAGGAGGCGACGCUGGAGAAGAAACUGGAGGUUCAAGUUGAUGGUACACCGUGA